AUGGCCAGCAACAUCAUCGGCAACAGGAAUAGCACCCCGGAGGCGUCCAAAACCUCUCUUCGGCCGCCCAGCUCCAGGACUAUCGGCACAUCCGGUACCCAUACUCAAGCCGUCCGAACUUCAGCUGACAUGUCUUUCGCCUCUCCUCUCUCGUCACGUUCCAUACGCCCAGCCUCUGAGGUCUUAUACAACCAACAAUCUCAACAAGGCAGCAUGGACGAUUCAAGCAAGUUGGGAGAGCAGUGGAUUCAGGAUAUUGAACAAUAUGAAACCAUGUUGGAAGAGAUGGCUGCGGCGACUCUGGAUCAGGACUUCAAAGACGAGUUAAGCGCGAUCGAACAAUGGUUUCAAGUCCUGAGCGAGGCGGAGCGCACUGCUGCCACAUACGCCCUCAUCCAGCAGACCACGCAAAUGCAGCAACGAUUCUUUGCUCAGGUUCUGAACCAGAUGUCCAAAAGCCAUCCGAUUUCGGGCGUCCUCUCACCAGCCAAUUUCGGGGAAAAGGACGCAAUGUCCAACCGUCUGAGCGACGCCAUGUCCAAGUUGAAUGUGGACGAUCGGAGGACUUCUUUGACUCGACCACCGGUCUCCCCAGCCGGCAACAAGCGCAAUUCGGGCUUGGAUCAAUCCACCAUACAUGCAAUGUUUCCGGACGCUGUCGCCGCAAUUCAGCAGCAAAAGGCCGAAUACGCCCAACAAACAGGCAACCCGCCCCCUUCCAACAGAAACAGUACGGUUGUAGGAGAUCGCAGUUCCCUAGUGGCACCCACUAUAGCCGCUCCGAGAGAGUCCAAGGCAGAUGCCAUGAGCUGGCGGCAGGGCGGUGGAGAUACUCAACAGCCUCCGAUAUCGAGACCCAAGUCAUCAUCCGGCCAACAGGGGCAGCAUCAGCCGAUGGGCCAAUUUAGUCAACCUGCAUCGUCUGGUGGCCUUCGUUCUCCGCGUCCUCUAGGCGGCUCGGGCGGUAAUAUUCAGAGCACUACAUUGACCGCUCCGGACCCGGUAUCCAGCGAUAUGCCCCUUCUGUCCCCUUACAACGUGGGCAACCAGAGUUGGGCUUCGAUGACCAAUACCCCCAUGGUCCCGAACUUCAGCCAAGCUCAAUCCCAUACCGAAAUGGUGGCCAACGCUACCGCCAUGAAACUCGCCGCCUUGUCCACGGUCAACAACAGGAUUGCCCUGGACGACGUCAAGAAAUUUCGUCGUGCUCGGUCUAACGAACCUCAGCCACCGACACAACCACCGCUGACCCCUGGGCUUGCAGCUUCUGGCAUCCCGGGCAUCAAUACUAUCAUGGUAAAUGAUCACGGCCAAAUCCUCAAUGCUCAACAAGUUGCCGCCAUUCAAGCGCAGCAGAUCGCCGCUGCACAAGGACGCCGAUCUCGACCUAAUUCUCCUGGACUUCCAUUGCAGACGCCUCUCAGUCAAACCGCGUUUGCGUCUCCUCAACACAACGGAUUCUUGGCUGCAUAUGACGGCGCACCCAUCAUGAUCGGUGCAGGUAUGCCGGGGUUAGUCCCGCAAACAGGAAUAUUUGGUGGAGGCGGCGAAGGGUAUCUCUCCGAUCACUCGGACAUCACCCGGGGCAGGUCGCCCAGAGGACGCCGUGGGAGCUCCAAACCUCCUGAGGAUCCCACUGACCCCAAUCUGCUGAAAGAUAUCCCGACAUGGCUUCGAUCGUUGAGGCUACACAAAUACACUGACAACCUGAAGGACCUGAAAUGGGAGGAAUUAAUACAGCUUGAUGAUAAGGGCUUGGAAGCACGUGGUGUGAAUGCUCUGGGAGCGAGGAACAAGAUGCUCAAGGUGUUUGAGCAAGUCAGAGAAGCCCAAGCGGAAGGGAAGCUGUAG
Fonsecaea nubica is the source of this 1851-nucleotide messenger RNA. RefSeq lists its product as hypothetical. Gene Ontology annotation, biological process: regulation of mRNA stability; nuclear-transcribed mRNA poly(A) tail shortening. Gene Ontology annotation, cellular component: P-body. NCBI's taxonomy places the organism in Eukaryota, Fungi, Ascomycota, Eurotiomycetes, Chaetothyriales, Herpotrichiellaceae. Gene Ontology annotation, molecular function: mRNA binding; protein binding; translation repressor activity. The record is from RefSeq and is a predicted model, not a curated record. Bases 1 to 1851 code for a protein of 616 amino acids. The transcript has 2 exons.